AUGCGCGCCGAGCUCGCCCGCGACCGCGUCGAUGCCGGUACCUACUACUACUGCUUUGACGGCGAGCUGAUCGACGGGCCCUCGAAUCCCAAUUUCAACGAGCCGACCUUUGUAGCAGAACGUGCGGCCCGCCACGCCAAUAUCCCGGGCGGCUUUCCCGAGACCGGCGCCGUGCAGAUUCGCAAAAAGUUUUUCUGCAUGCUUCUACGGCAGGUUGCCUGUCUGGGCCUCAGAGUAGAGUAUGGACAGCAUGUCGAGAGCUACGAAGAGGAGGACACUAGCAAGAGCGUGGCAGGUGUAGUGUUAGCCGACAGGUCAAAGCGUCAAGCACACGUCGUCAUCGCUGCCGAUGGAAUUCACUCGCUCUCCGGGGAAGUCAUGCUGGGCGACCACACAGCAGGCAUGCAGCCGAGCGGCAUGUCGGUGUACCGUGCGGUGUUUCCAGUCGAGCACGCAUUUGCUGGCUCAGAACUGGUGCGCCAGCGCUGGCAGGGCCGUCACACGUACGAAUUCUGGAUGGGUAGCGGCAUGCAUAUUGGCCUCUACGUGUCAGACGAGGUGGCCGCGCUCGGCAUCACACCCCGCGACGAGUUUCUCGACCCUGCCAACGCUUUUGCCAACAAUGAGUCAUGGGACCCCCAGGUCAGCCCGGACGAGGUUGUUGCGGUCAUGCAGCGGGCCAUGUCUGGGAGCGGCGAGGGGAAAAAUUGGCACCCCGUGCUUGAGGAGCUCGUUCGCACCGCUCCCGAGGGAAGCAUCAUCCACUGGCCACUUUUCUGGCGCAACCUGCAGCGCAGCUGGGUGUCAGCCACGGGCCGUAUCGUUCAGAUCGGUGAUGCAGCCCAUUCCACCGUGCCUGCAUCGGCGGCCGGUGGCACGCUGGCUCUUGAAGAUGCCGUCACCGUGGCCGCUUGCUUGCGGCGUGCAGGUUCGGCUGAUAACAUAGCACUUGGGACACGCAUCUACAACAUCCUGCGCUAUGAGCGGUCGAGCUGCACGCAAAAGAUGGCGUUUGUUAACGCGCAGACGCUGGGCCACACCACCGACUGGGAUGAAUUGCGUAAGGAUCCGGCCAAAGCGCGGUUGCGGUAUCCCAAAUGGCUGUUCCGACACAACCCGGAGGUAUAUGUGGAGGAGAAGUGGGCAGCGGCGGUUGCUUAUGCAAUUAACGGGGUCGACUACCACAACACAAACAUCCCACCCGGCCACCAUUUUACACAUUGGACUAUCGAGGACAUCAGUCGACAGAUUGCGGAAGGAAAGCGAGUAGAGGAUCUCCUAGAUGGAGACUGGUCGUAG
Messenger RNA from Grosmannia clavigera kw1407, 1299 nucleotides. RefSeq names its product FAD-binding domain containing protein. The transcript is spliced from 2 exons. Gene Ontology annotation, molecular function: monooxygenase activity; FAD binding. Bases 1 to 1299 code for a protein of 432 amino acids. NCBI's taxonomy places the organism in Eukaryota, Fungi, Ascomycota, Sordariomycetes, Ophiostomatales, Ophiostomataceae. Gene Ontology annotation, biological process: secondary metabolite biosynthetic process. The record is from RefSeq and is a predicted model, not a curated record.